UUCAAGGAAGAAGAAGAAACAGCAAGCCGGAACGCAGAGAAUUUUUUAGACGAGUUUGUCAACGUUUGCUAAGAUUUCCUCGAAUUUGUGCAGUAAAUAAUAGCAAACAGACAUGGCAGAUAAGGCGCAGGAACAAAGUAUUAUGGACAAGUCCAUGCGGUCGGUUUUUGUGGGGAACAUUCCAUACGAGGCCACCGAGGAGAAGCUGAAGGAGAUUUUCAGCGAAGUGGGCCCGGUCUUGUCACUGAAACUGGUCUUCGAUCGGGAAAGUGGCAAACCCAAGGGCUUUGGCUUCUGCGAGUACAAGGACCAGGAGACGGCUCUGAGUGCCAUGCGGAAUCUGAAUGGCUACGAGAUCGGCGGCAGAACACUGCGUGUGGAUAACGCCUGUACGGAGAAGUCGCGCAUGGAGAUGCAGCAGCUGCUUCAGGGACCCCAGGUGGAGAAUCCCUAUGGCGAGCCCUGCGAACCAGAGGAUGCUCCCGAGCUCAUUACCAAAACUGUGGCUUCCUUGCCACCCGAGCAAAUGUACGAGCUGAUGAAGCAGAUGAAGCUCUGCAUCGUUAGCAAUCCAUCGGAGGCACGCCAGAUGCUCAUGCUCAAUCCUCAGUUGGCGUACGCUUUGCUGCAGGCCAUGGUGGUCAUGAGGAUCGUGGACCCGCAGCAGGCGCUCGGCAUGCUCUUCAAGGCCAACCAAAUGCCCCCCGUUUUGGGCGGCAAUCCGCACCAGGGGCCGGGGAACCACUCGAUGAUGGGACAGCAACAGGUUCCGCAGCAGCAGGUACAGAUCCCGCAGCAACAGCAACAGGCUCCCCAGCCACCAAUGCCCGUUCCCGGACCUGGCUUCCCAACCAAUGUCCAUCCGAACGAUAUCGAUUUGCGCAUGGUACCCGGUGGACCCAUGCCGAUGGAUCCCAGGAUGAUGGGCCGUGGCAUGGACCAGGAUUUGCGCGCUUCUUUACCCAAUCCAGUGCCUCCGCCAUUGAUGGAUCCCCGAGCUCGUGCCCAGAUGCCUCCACAGCAGCAGCAGGUCGUUCCGCAGGCGCCACCGGCCCCCUAUCCCAGCGAUCCGCGCCAGCGCCCCAUGGAUCCCAGGUUAAGGGCAGGACCUGGUCCUCAGCAGCAGGUACCGCCACAAGGCAUCCCCCAAGCGCCGCCACCGACACAACAACAGCAGGCGGCCGCACAGCAGUUGCAGAGCAGACUUGGCGCCCAUGGAGUCCUGCCCUCGGAUGCCUCCGACCAGGAGAAGGCUGCCCUCAUCAUGCAGGUGCUACAGCUGUCCGAAGAGCAGAUUGCGCAGCUGCCCUCCGAGCAACGGACCAGUAUCCUCAUGCUCAAGGAGCAGAUUGCGAAGAGUACUCAGCGCUGAAUCUACUCCGGCUAAAACAAUUGGAAAAUCACCACUUCGAUCAUGCAUACUAUAGUACUUUCAACAUGAAUCAAUUAAUAAAACGAACAUUUCAACACAA
Drosophila sechellia is the source of this 1472-nucleotide messenger RNA. RefSeq names its product cleavage stimulation factor subunit 2 CstF64 (gene CstF64). Gene Ontology annotation, molecular function: mRNA binding. The transcript has 2 exons. NCBI's taxonomy places the organism in Eukaryota, Metazoa, Arthropoda, Insecta, Diptera, Drosophilidae. Gene Ontology annotation, cellular component: mRNA cleavage and polyadenylation specificity factor complex. The record is from RefSeq and is a predicted model, not a curated record. Bases 113 to 1372 code for a protein of 419 amino acids. Gene Ontology annotation, biological process: mRNA 3'-end processing.